AUGGCGCCCAUGCUUCAGGGUUACGGGUCCAUCGGCGCUGCGAGCCCAUCGUCCCUGGCGGCGGCCGAGUACUGUUCAGAGGCGCGGAACAGCUCUGCAGGCGGCCGCAGCAGCGCGCCGAUCCCCGGGCGGCCCAGCUCGCCUGUCGGGCUGCCAAGCAGCCCACUCACGCCUGGCGUCAUGCUGAGCGCGUCGCCUUUCAGCAGCAGCCAUGGCACCGCGAGCGGUGCCAGCGGCGGCGGCACGAGGGGCAACGGCAGCGCUGUGGGCGUGCCGAGCCCCUCCCCUGACACAUGCUUUUUCGGCAGCAGUUCUGGACUGGGCGGGCUGCCACCCUCACCAGGGCCGUCCGCCGCUGCUGCCGCCGCGGCUGCUGCAGCCGCAGCGGCGUAUGCCAACCUGCCAGGCCUUGGCGCAGGGGCAGGCGACAUCUCGGCACAGCUGCCUCAAUUUUACUACGCCGCCGCUGCCGCCGCAGCUGCCAGCGCCGGUGCUGGCGCUGGCGGGCACGGCAGCUUGCCGCCUUCCCUGAGCGGCGCGCUGUCGCAGCAUGCGGCCGCCGCGGCCGCCGCGGCCGCGGUCGCGCACCACCAGAGCAGUCUGACAAGCGCAUUCAGCGGUGCCGUGAGCGGCGUGCCCCCCUCUUACCUGCAGAGCUUUGGCUCCACCGCAGCGCUGGAGGCUUCGCUGCGCGACGCCGCAGCCGCCAAUUCGUUUGCGCGUCAGCUGGAGCACCGCGCUGCGCUUGAGCACCAGCUGUCUGCCGCGGGGGCGGGGCUGUUGGGCCACACCCUUUCAGGCUCACUGAGCGCAAUGGCGCAGGCGCAGCAGGCCGCCAGCCUGCUUCACGUGCAGCAGCACCACCACCACCAGCAGCAGCAGCACAUGCAGCAGCAAAUUGCCGCGCAGCAGCAGGCGGCUGCCGCCGCCGCGCUCAGCGCCGCGACGGCGAGCGCCGUCAGCGGCAUGCCGCUUGCGGCGCAGAUGGGGCGGCUGCGCGUGGCGCACAGCGCUGACCUCGGAGCCCUUGGUAGCCAGUUUGACCCCGUGCAGCUCAUGCAGCAGCAGCCGCGCCCCAG
Molecule: messenger RNA, 1079 nt
Organism: Monoraphidium neglectum
Lineage: Eukaryota; Viridiplantae; Chlorophyta; Chlorophyceae; Sphaeropleales; Selenastraceae
Exons: 1
Source: RefSeq, a predicted model, not a curated record